GGAGGGGGUGGUCGUGGUGCUGCUGCCGCUGCUGCUGCCGGCGGGGGGAGGCGGGCGUGCCGCACAGAUACCGCGCAGCCCCUCGGUGCUCGUGUCCCUGUCCCCCGUCAGGGCUGCCGGGGCCCCCCCGCCCGGCCCCGCUCCCCCGCCGCUCCCCCGCGGGAUGCGGGCUCGGCCCGCCCCGCCAGCCCUGCCCCCCGCAGCAUGAGCGCGGCGAGCGACACGUACCACCUCAUAAAAGACAUAAAACCCGGACUGAAAAACUUAAAUGUCGUCUUUAUUGUGCUGGAGAUCGGGCGAGUCACCAAGACGAAGGACGGGCACGAGGUGAGGUCCUGCAAGGUGGCGGACAAGACGGGCAGCAUCACCAUCUCCGUCUGGGACGAGAUCGGCGGCCUCAUCCAGCCGGGGGACAUCAUCCGCCUGACCAAAGGGUAUGCAUCUCUCUGGAAAGGAUGCCUGACACUUUACACAGGACGAGGUGGCGAGCUGCACAAAAUUGGGGAGUUCUGCAUGGUAUACUCAGAAGUGCCAAACUUCAGUGAGCCCAACUCAGAACAUAUCGGGCAGAACAAGCUGGCACAGGGUGAACAGAAUAAUAGUUCUGCAUCAAGUAAUAUGGGUUCUUGUACUUUUGGGCCACUGGGAAAUGGUUUACAAACUGGACCUGAAUCUGGAUUUCCAUUUACAUAUAAUCAUGGCCCCACUUACACAGGUAGUGGGAGAGGCAAUGGGCGAGGACCUGUAAAUCCAGCACCAGCUAAUAGUGUUCAGCCUCAUCUCCCUGCUGUCAGUAAUGGGAGGGACCCACGCAGAGCCUUUAAAAGAUGACUAUGCCAAAUGUGGUUGUACAGCUUGCUUAAAGUCCACACUCUACUUGAACACUUAUUGCACUUUUAUUUAUAGUUAACUGUGAACCAGUUUGUCCUUUAUUGUUGGUUUGGUUUUUUUUUUACCUUCUUGUCUAUGGAGCAAACUUGAUGUGAUCUAUUUCUUGUUUUGCUUAGGGAAGCACAGUGAGUCUUUCCCAUAAAUUAAGGGGGUAGGGGGAGAAGGUAAGGGUAACAGGUUGAAGAGUCUCAAUUAAAACUCAGUAGCCUUUGAUAAAUGGAAACAAAUUUUAGUUACAUGUAUGUAUUUUUCUGUAUCUGUUGGUCAGCCAUAUAGCCUUAAAAGGUCUGUUAUGUCCUGUGUGCCCAUACAUUGACUUCCAUUAGGGUUAAUGGGAGUUCCUUGUUAUUGGAAGAUAAAUGAAUGGGAAGAGCAAAGAUGCUCUUGUAAACUAGGUGUCCUUGGAAUGACCUUAGCUUGUAAAAGCAGUAAGUAUAAGGAAAUGGUGGUGUCAGCACAUAGUGAUGUCUCCUGAAUCAGAGAAUGGAUAACCUGGAUGAAAGAUGAAGGCAUGGUGAGUGUCUUGAAGCUUGUCUUCUGAUUCCAGAAGGGUGUACACUACGUACAAAUUCUCCCUAAACACCGUUAUUGCUGACAAGGAAAGUGACACUCAUUUUUGCUGUGGAUAGAAACUUGGAUAUCCUUUCUUGCUUUGUAUGAAGUACCAGGAGGGGGAGGCUCUUAAGUUCAGAUAGUAUUGGGGAGUAUGAUGUUAGUAAGCCACUCCUUGUGUUCAAGGCCAGGAUUACUUUGUAGGAGUCUGAAUUUCCAGGAAAGAACUGUUUUCAAAUGCUGCAUUACCCACUCUUCAGUGAGGCUGCCUACUUCUCCUUCCUUCAUUCACUUUUCCAAAGGAAUUAUGUGUUAGAUGAAGCUGUAUGUGUGGAUUGCAGAGGUACUGGCCAAACACACAGCUGCACUUCUGAUGCUGUUUAGCUGCUAAGCUUUCCUUCCUCAGUUUUAUAUGAAAUACAAAUUAUCCUGUAAAGAACUUAACCCCAUCAUCCCCAUCUGGGGAAAAAUAACUGUGGUUUUAUUUCUGAGAUCACAAAUGCCUUGACUCUAGGUAAGAGUCCAGUGCUGUAUUUCAGAUCAGGCUCAAAAAUGACUUGGAAGCUGAGGUGUCAUACUGGAUUUAUCUGUUUAACUCUUCUUAUAGCUGACCUCUCAAAUAAAAAAUUGCACUAACCGUUUCAAAAACAAAUCUUAACUUUCUGUCAAGCCAUAAAGAUUUCAUGACAAAAGGCUGUUUCUGGAUUGUGAGUUGUCUGUUGUUCAUGUUAAUUGAAUCUAUUACUAUGUCACUAAUGUUUACAAGUUACAUUUGGUACUUCUGCUUUUGGUACUCUGUCAUCAUGAUUUGUUGAAAAUUGCUUCUAGUUGGCAAAAGUUCCUUGCUUAGUCUGAAAUACUGCUUUCUUUUUAAUGCAAGCAUCAGCAACAACAACAAGCUUCUGAAGGGAGGUCUAGAGAGAUUGUGCCCAGACACCUGCAGGCUGUUUACCUCUGGUCUUGGAAAGUGCUCUUCUGAUUCCUGCUUCCAGGUAGAACUAGUGAAACUUGUCUUGGACACAAGAGGGUGGCAUGCCUCAUGAGAUCACCCAUGGGUGCUGUUACAGAAGCACAGUGCCAAGUGGUGAACCAGAAAGCAUGCUGUGGCUUCUGGGGAAAUGGAGUAAGGAGGUGAUAUGUAACUCAGGGACUUUAAAUUGCUUACUUAUUUAUAUAAAUCCUGUAUAGUCUAGAUGCAUGAACCACCUCUUAUGCAGUGUUGCAUUAAGACAUUUGUUAUGCUUGUGAGAAGGAAGCCAAGAGGACUUCUAAACCUGUGAUGUAUAUGUUACGUGUUCCAGAGGUAAAUGAAAUGUAAGUAUGGUAUGAGAGCUCUGCCUUCCAGUAGUAGCUGUAAAGGUAGCGAGUGGACAGUGCAAGUUACAGCAUGCUGGGGACUUCAUACUUACUGGGGUAUCUCCACCAUUAAUCUCAGAUCCUGGUGCUCUUGGCUUCUCUACAGCAUAAAGAAGAUUGAAACUGAGGGGAACCCUGUGCUAGUGUGUGCUGAGGUACCUGAUGUUUGUAGCUCUAUACAUUUGAGCUUUUGUUAAGCUAAUAAUAAACAGAAUGCUUGUUCACAAACUCCAAAUGAAAAGUGAGAUGGUUACUGCUGCUAAGUGGCAUAAGAUUAAAAAUUUGCUUUCAAGUGGAUGAUUGGGAGGAAAAAAAGGAAGAGGCUGGUCUUCAUGUUCUCAAGGUUAGUAGCAUUCCUGCCUCCCUGUUUCUUAUGUGAAACUUUAAGCUUAUUAAUAAUUUUUCACUUCUUUGCAGGGGAAAUCUGUGCCCUGAAAAAUCGCAUGGACCUAAAGUAAAUAUAAUCAGGAAUUUUUCAAGGUCUUCUGAUCUUCCAGUGAACCUAAGACAAAGUUAUUUCCCUCUGAGGUAUCAAUGUCAAGAUAGUGCAUUCUCAGCUUGCAGAGGAAUGUGGGAGCCUACAUGACAUCUGUUUGGAUCAUACCACCUUGGUGUACAGACACAGGGACAGAGGAACUGUUGAAGAAAACCAUUAAAAGCAGGACUCCUCAGCAGAGCAGGGAGCCAUUCCUGGGCUCUCCCAGGGGUGAGCAGGCAGGAGAGGGCUCAGAAAUUGUACUUUGGGCUGACAACAGCACUUAGGACUUCAAAUACCACUCUGGGACAGAGUGAAACCUCUGAACUACUGCAAAGUUGGACUGUGCAUUUGAUGUGGAGAUCUUGGGGGAGACAACGGCUGACCUCUGCCUGCUGACUGCCCUGGAGGCACAAAGCUUCAUGGGGAUUCCCAUUCAAGGGUUACAAACAAAGUUGAAUAUCCCAACAUUGAGCCUGAAUUUGCAGUAAAAAGUUGUUGGAGUCUACAGCAGCAGUGGCACAGAAGGAAACCUUCACCUCUGCAGAUUCAGUCAUGGCCCUGCCAUCUUGCUUGCAGCACUCCAGAUGAGAAAAUGAGCCCUCUGACCACAGGGUGCCCUCCAGAGCCAGCUGCCCGGGUCUCACCAUGUUCUAGGAAGCCUUGGCAGCAACUCUGCUCCCUGCCCAAAGGCUGGACCUGCUCUCCUCAUGGGGCUGGGGCAGUACAGGGAUCCCACUGCUCAGUGAAAAUCCAAGCUUCAAAAUAACUACCCAACGUUUUGAAGAUGGGUGGACAAAGCAACAGAAAGGGAUCCUGCAGAUCCAGCAUAGCCAGGUUUGCUCUGGCACUGGUGCAGUAGUGUACCUGUCCAAAGGCUUCUCUCUUCACCCCUUCGCCUCCUGACAUUCCCAGGAAAUGUGUGUGACCAGGCAGCAGAGCAGCUCAGAAGGCUUCUUCACCCCUUUGUAGGACAGUACAAUGAAGACAGGGAACACAGGCAUGAGGACAAUGUCUCCUCAUCACUCUGACUGAGCAGCUGGGACUGCAGGGCAAUGUUAGAUCAACUUUCUCCUGCGAAACUGGAGGUGUCACAUGUGAGAGGAGUGAGGAAGAGCUUCCAAAUGCAUAGCUGCUGCAUGUCAGGGUGUCUUACUCACUGGAGGUGGAAGGUGGGGAGAUGAGAGGGCAGCAUGAACACAGAUAAAGUAAAGCUUUCUUAAGAAAUACUUCUUUAAAACACUGUAAAUGGAUUUGUGGUUAACUGGUAUUUCAUUUAAAAUGGCUGAAAUCCAAGCAGCUUAGAUCAGUUUCUGCUGCAAGCAUCUGCUAUUGGCUGUACAUCCUUCUGGCAAAAUCCCUGAGACGUGUUCUUACGGUGUGUUGAGGAUGAAAUCUGGGAAAAGCUGUGUUCAGGAAGCCAGCUACCAAAGCCCAUUCUGACUACCAUUUUGUCUUCUGACCUGAAGUAGCUGGUGCAAAAGAAAACAAGCUGGUUCUGCUUUGCCUCGUGCUUUCCCGUGAUCUUAGAGACUGAAACCUGCUCCUCCGGUGGCAUAAGGCUUAUGGGACAGCUGCUUGGGUUGUUUCUUCGUCAGAGUGUUCCCUUUCCCCACCGACUGGGUUGUUUCUUUCAUCGUACAGUUUCUGGCUAGAAACUUCUGGAGGCAUCCCAUACUCUUCAUCAUCUUCAACGAUGGACAGCUCGAUGUUGUUGUUCGUCAUGGAGCUCCCUUCCCUUCUGGCUUCCUUCUCUAGAGAAUCUGCUACUGCUUUGCCCUCCUCGGUCAGCGAAGUGCUUCAGCAGGGCUUUCUCCUUCACGGGCUUUCUUCACGUUGAAGGUGAGGGGAGAAAUUUUGAAAGCUGAACUCUUGGAAGAGGAGGAUUUCUGAUGAUGUACGCAAUCUGGCAGCAGGAUGGCUUCAGUGCUGCAGCUUCUCUUUCCUGCAAUUGUUUUUCCAUGGAUUCCUGCUCAGGCCAGGACAGAAAUACAGCCAGCCUUCUGCUUUUCUUCUUUACAAUCAUCCUAGUGAGGCGGUGGCCCCACUGACUACCAGGUCAUCCCACCUCCAGCUUGUAAGGAGACCUCAAGGGAGUUUUCACAGAGGUGGACAUGCAGGCUUGUGUUCCUGAUCUGCAUCAGCUUGGGAUCGGUUGAGUUCAUCUCCCCUCUGCCAUGGCAACAUAUUUUCCAUUGAGAGAUGGGAACUCGGUCACCUAAAUCCUUGCAAAAGCAAUGAAGAACAGACCUCCUGCCCAAAGGUCACCACUAGUGUGCCAAUGUUAAGGCAGUAGAAGAAGAAGGACUGAAAAACGAACCCCCAAACAAGAUUCAACAUAUAUUGGGCCAGACAGCAGGUCUGCUCCUUCUGCAGCUUCAGUGAGGUUCAAGAGGACCAGGCAGACAGAGCAGAGCAUUGUGUCACUUUUCCACCUGAAUCCUCUCUACGUCGUUUGCUGUAUCUGUGUUUGUGAGAAUCCUGCAUCCAUCAGAGCUCUCCAUCUUGAGAUAUAAGAGGUUCAUUAAAACAUGUGGGAAUUUCCAAACACAGAGGGAGGAGAGGUCACACCAUCAGCAGUGCAAAGCAAACUGAUGUCCCUUGACACUUUCUUUGUGGAGGAUGAUGGGCAUCUACAAAGGCUUUUCAGAGGCUGAUUUUAAGAGCAUUUUGAAGAACUCUCUCCUUUGGUUACAAAGAGAAACUGCCCAGGGUCAGGCACUCCAGUUGCUGCUGCCAGAGAGAGAGUUGCCCAGCACAGACUUCACUCUGCCCUGUAUGCUGCUGUCCUGUGGUCCAAAAGAAGCAUGUGUCCAGUGAAAAAAGUAGCAUGUGAUCCUGGAAUUGAGAGGCUGCACAACGAGGCAGACACAGGUCUGUGAAGCAUCUACAAAGUGGACGUGGGGCUGUCUUUCCGAGGGGCUAAGCAUCCACAAUCCCUGUUAAGUCUCCAUGGAAAUGCUCCACGCUCGGGUCAUUAGCGAGCAGCUACUUUACUCACGGGUGUCUGCACCGCACUACGUUCCUCACGUGGCUGCUUGGCUUAGUGUGGAAAACAACUGCACUGGAAAGCCCCAAAUCUUAUUUUCCUUUGGAUGCUGCCAAAAGCAAAAACCUCUUCUGCCUCAGGACCUCACGGAGCUUCAGCAAGGGCACCUUCCCACUAUUCACCUGCAGCACUGUUGGCUAUGGGGACUGCUACAAAGUGUUUCCCACUAAUGGAAAAUUUCUGGCUUCCUCCCAUGGGAAGGCAGCUUCUGACAGAGGGUAUGGAGAAGUUUAGCCCUAGUGGAGGCUGUAGGAAGUCCUAAGCAGCUGAGAGCCAAGGGCGUUCCAUCAGGAACUGCUGGACAAACAGAACCACAGCAGGGUGACCAAGACCCUCUAAAAAUGCUCACACUUUUUGCAUUUGUGGUACCAGUAGGAAAAUGGUGCGCUACAGCCAACCAACCAGCAAUAAAAUCACUCCCUCAUCCAGGGUGACCUAGUUAACAUUUUGCACAGGAGGAGGAAGCAGCUGUUCCUAAUUCAGCCAUUCAUUUAUCCUCUUUUGUCGUCUGAAGUCCGGUAUGAGUUUUUUUCCCUUUUGGCCCUCCACGUGGGCAGUUACAGAAGAGAGACUAAACACCUUCUUGGAGUGGCAUGACAGAAAGCCCACACACAAAAAAGCCCCUUGCCUUGGGUCAACUUGUUUUUCUCUUAGAGGGAGGCUUUCAGCAGCACCUUGUGAAACCUUAUGGGGUAUGCACCAGGGAGCGCCCACCCUCCCCGUGCAGCGAGAGCUCAAAGCACUUACCUUCAGCUCUGCAUCAAAUAACUCAGAGCAAAAUAGAGUGAAAUAAGGAUUUACUGACCCCUUAAAAUAAAGAAGGCCAUUUUUCUUUCCCCCUGUUGGCUGGGAGUGAUGCUAUGGCUUUGUGAAGCCAACUGAAAGGCUAAACAAGAGCGUAAGGACUUAGGAAGCAUUUCAAAACGCUGAAAUACAAUUAUAUAAGUGUCUUACAAAAUGUGGGUCAGACUGUCCCGACUUGCCUCACUUUCAAACCAACAGGACCACCCCCUCAUGAGAAACUGUAUGGCUGUGUGCUAUAUAUUGCCUUGUUCCUGUCUUGGAAGCAGCAAAGUAGGCUGUUAUCACUAAUCCGUGAAAAAUAAGCCUGUGUCUCCAGUGCUCUGGGUGGUCACGGCAGAGCUUUCAUUAUGAAGCUAACGCAGCCUUCAGCCAGUCUGUGAUUUCAUCAUUCACGGCGUGUUCCUCAAAUUGCAAUCAAACUUUUGGAGUGAGUCAGGGAGCUGCUGCAAGCAGGCACGGGGCUGAUUCCCUGAGUCACACAUCAUGUGUGUGCUGACAGCUGCCCAGCCCCAACCGUCCCCAGGUGGCUUCUCCUGCCCGUUCAGCUGGAGAUGGCCCAGCAGGACCUUGCAGUGCUCCACGGGAGGCAGCACUGACACCUCGAUGUGUGACAGACAGCACUGCUAAGCCCUGCUGCAGCAGCCAGCAGCCUCAUGGGCCGACCAAGUGACCAGGGGUUCCUCCCCAGUCCCAGGGCAUGGGGAUUUACAGCAGAAGGCACAGCCCUGCUACAUCUUAGCGUUCAGCCACAUGAAGCAGGAUUGGAGAACCAGGCGUGGGAAGCCACAGUGGGCACAACUGGACCAGUUUUGUAAGAAAGGUGGAGAUACCAGGUGGCUGGGGGAUGACCAGGAUGGUCAGUGAACUCAGGGGAUGCAGCUGUACAUUCCCAGAAGGGUGGCUACUGACUGCUCCAGCUGGAAGCAAGGAGAUGAGCAUCUCACAGGCACUUUCCCAAAACUGACACUGACAGCAUCUCUACAGUCACUUAGUCCAAGGUCAGGAGAUAUUGAUUCAAAUGAAGAGAUUACUCCCAUUAAGAUGAUGAAAAAGCAUCUUUUAACCAAAAAUGCCUAUCAUUUAAUUGCAAAAUAUGCUCCACUCCCAAUCAAUGGAAGCCUGGGAAGGCCCCAAGGCCAAGUACUGACACCAGGACUGCUUAAAUGCAAUGCUGUUGCAUUUGCAGGUAGGUUGUGUCUGAAGUGCAUCUGGGUUUCCCUAAGAGGGGCGUUGGCAUUUAACCAGCUUUUCAGACUUAAUUAUCUGCUAAAAUUGAGUGACAGCUUUUCCUUGGUCCUUAACUCUUUAAUCAAAAGUUCUUUGUAGUGCUCUGUGUGGGGAAUGCUUUUCUUUAUGAACACAGCAGUUUUAUCAAUGUAAACUAGGUACUGGAGCACAGGCUGCCUGCCUUCCUUCCAUUGAAGCUCGCACACAAGCUUGAGUUACUCACAAUGUGAUUCAUAGCAGGUAGAACACAUUAUGCAUUCAUUUUUAAUCAAGUUAUUUCUUCACGUAAAUAAGACUGCUGUGACUAAACAUUAGGGAAGCACUAAAAAUGCAAAGCUGUAAAGAAAACUGCUGAGAAUCAUUAUGACACUGGGUUGUACCUAUAUUAUUUACCAUCCUCCUUCACUUUUAUCAUCGUUUUUCUUUUGCCUCUGAGCUAAAUGUCCUUGGGCACAGGGAUCUCGCUGCUCUACCUCCUUCUCUCUGGCACCCUACUCCUCCUCCCCAGCAACUUAUUCCUGGUGCUGGCACUAGCAAUGAGUAGCCAAGCAGCCAAACCUCAUCAAGGAAUUGAGCUGCUUAAAAACAAAUAAUCCAUUUUAUUGGCUGAGUUCACAGCUGAAUCCAUCCCCUGACCAGGUUUGUGGUGUGGCUACACAAAUGCUAAUGGUGGCACAAGAGCACUGGCAGAAACAGGUGCCCAGGAGACAAGGGCAGGGCAGAAGGGACAAGGGCAGGCUGCCCCUGUCAGCAGCACAGUUCAUUUAUUCAGAAUGAAGUAUCUAUGCCAAAACAACAACCCUAAAAGUGUGCAGGAACAGCUCCGAGCAAAUGGACCUCCAGCAGUGGAGGACACCCCAUAGGUCUGCACCACUGUACAGGUGGGAUUUUAAGAGCAGCCACAGCAGCAAUAGGUAAAACAUUUUCAAUGACAUUCUUGGUGGCUCAAAUGCAGAGUGUGCACACAGUGCACCAAACUCAUCUGAUAAAUUAGGUGAAGCUGUGCUGAAGUGAGCAGCAAAGAAUUUGGCCACCGUGGCCUCUGAGAGACUGAAGUUUCCCUCCUUUCCCCCAGGAAUCUGGUAGGGUGGUUUUUACACUUUGAAGAGUUCAGGGUGUGGAGUUCACACCAGUACAGUCAGGUUCUCCAAAGCAGGUAACUCAGUUACUUAAGCACGUACUGCCACAAUGCUCUCGUGUCAUGUGGAUUCUUCUCUUAGGCCACUUAAGAGCACACUUUUGCAAAUGUAUCUGGGCUCAUUAUGCUGGGAUGAGCAGUAAUUACAUGCAUGAUGGGAAAAAGUCAAAAGAUCAGAAAUUAUCUUGGUUACAAAGUGUGUGGGGAAAGGUACCAUCUAUGUAUGAAAAGAGUGUGAUGGAUAAUUUGCAUAUAGCACCAGACCACUCAGAGCAUGCUGCCUUCAUUCCUCAAUGGAAAGGACUCUGCCUUUCUGCCUCAGGGUGACAAAGCUGGAGUCACCUGACAUUCUGAUACAAAGUAAUCGUUACAUUAUCAGUUACUGCACCAUCUUUUCCUUACUCUGCACCACAUUUUUGGUUGGUUGAAUUCUGUCAAGAGCACCACAAUAUAAUCUCUUGCUUCAUUCAGCAUUUACUGUUGAGUUGAUGGACUCAGCUUGGCCAAAAAAGUAGCUUCAUUUCAUUAGAUGGUUUUGGUUUAUGCCUUUAGGCCACAGAAGGACUUAGAAUUUGUUGGGUGUUUUUGGUGAUUUUUUUUUUUUUAAUAUCUUUUCUAGAAGCAAAUGCUACACUUGUCUUCCAGCCAGGUAGUGCAACACGGGACUGAGAUACAUUACAGAUUUUAUUUUCUACAGAGGUGUAAUACCAGGCUUUUGUUUUCUUGUCUUUUUAAAAUAAAUCUAUUUCUAAAAGAGA
Messenger RNA from Apus apus (common swift), 10250 nucleotides. It is a transcript of the gene NABP1, whose product is annotated as nucleic acid binding protein 1. Gene Ontology annotation, cellular component: SOSS complex. Gene Ontology annotation, molecular function: DNA binding. The record is from RefSeq and is a predicted model, not a curated record. NCBI's taxonomy places the organism in Eukaryota, Metazoa, Chordata, Aves, Apodiformes, Apodidae. Gene Ontology annotation, biological process: mitotic cell cycle checkpoint signaling; double-strand break repair via homologous recombination; response to ionizing radiation. The transcript is spliced from 22 exons. Bases 205 to 831 code for a protein of 208 amino acids.